AUGGGCCUUUGUCCUUCUAAGAAGAGAUACACGACUGAGUUAUCCGAUGACGAAGUGGCUGCUAUUCGCGACGUUUGGAUCAGAGCCAAGAAGGUGAACGUUGGCAAGAAGAUUCUACAGACCCUCAUCGAGAAGCGUCCAAAAUUCGCAGAGUAUUUUGGUAUUCAAAGCGAAUCGCUUGAUCUAAAAACUUUGAACCAAAGCAAGGAGUUCCACUUGCAGGCCCAUCGGAUCCAGAAUUUUCUUGACACAGCGGUUGGCUCGUUGGGUUUCUGUCCGAUAUCCAGCGUUUACGACAUGGCACAUCGUAUUGGACAAAUUCACUUUUACAGAGGGGUAAACUUCGGAGCUGACAACUGGCUGGUGUUCAAAAGAGUAACAGUUGAUCAGGUCACCACUGGACAGACGGACAGUAGCAGUGAUCCCGAGCAAAAUGGUCUCCUUAAAAUAGAAACCGAAACGGAUACAAUUAUCGUCCCUGCCCUAGCAAACGCCUACAGUGGAGAAAACUGCUUGGCACGUUUAGGAUGGAACAAGCUAAUGACAGUGAUUGUGCGAGAAAUGAAGAGAGGUUUUUUGGAAGAAGCUAUGCGCAACUGCAAAGAAGAAGACAAUAAUAACCUCCUCACGUAA
This is a messenger RNA of Cylicocyclus nassatus, 633 nucleotides long. NCBI's taxonomy places the organism in Eukaryota, Metazoa, Nematoda, Chromadorea, Rhabditida, Strongylidae. The record is from the annotation of a GenBank genome assembly.